AUGGUUGGUGAAGCGGGAACACGCAAUGGUGAGUGUACAGAAGAAAGGGUUCAGCGUUUAAAGAUUGAAGCGAUUGUUAAUGGGUUUGGAAAUGAUGGUGGUGAAGCAGGCUCUUGGGGCAGUGAGGGUUUUCAAACUUACAAGAGACGUAGGAACAUGAGGUCAGGUUCAGAUAGUAAAGGUCAAGAGGAUGGGAAAUGUUUUAUGGAAGCUGCUAGUAGAUUGGAAGACCAGACCACAAAGGAUGAUAAUUUGUGGGACCAUCAUCGUGGGAAUCAUGCUUCUUUGAAUCGUUCAAAUGACGUUUCACAGAGGCAGUGGAGAAAGUUUGUUCUUGACCACAUGUAUCAAUCAUUAAGUAAUGAUGAACAUGGAAUGCAGGGGUUCUUCAGGGAUGUGCUUAUGAUGGCAGAAUCUGGUAAUUACAAUGCAGAUAGGCAUAAGUCAACUUUGAUGGGGCGGAUGGCUAAUGGAACUCAUAGUACAGCUAAAGGGCAUGUAGGCAUUUUGUCAAAUGGAGUUUUGGAUGAAACACAUCAUCACAGUGUCACCGAGUUGUGCCAGCAUGCUUUCCUUGAUAUUUUAAUGUCAGAAAAGUUCACCUCUCUUUGUAAGCUACUGUUCGAAAAUUUCCAAGGAAUGAAGACUGACAGUGUUCUUAGUUUGAGUUUCAUAGACAGGAGGAUGAAAGAGGGAGCUUAUGAUCAUUCGCCUAUGCUUUUCUGUGAAGAUAUUGAGCAGUUCUGGAAAAAACUCCAAGGUUUUGGUGCUGAAUUAAUCUCUCUCGCAAAGAGCCUAUCAGACAUAUCAAAGACUUGCUAUAAUGAACGGGUGGAAGGAUCAGUACACUGUACAUUUGAAGAUGAAAAGCAUGAGUUCUGUACCCAGGGUUCUGAUUCUCAUGGUAAGCCGGAGCAAACAGAUGCUUGUUGUAUCUACAGAGUCUGCAGUUGCAGGCGAUGUGGGGACAAGGCAGAUGGGAGGGAUUGUUUAGUUUGUGAUUCAUGUGAGGAAAUGUACCAUGUCUCCUGUAUAGAGCCUGCUGUCAAAGAGAUCCCCCCAAAGAGCUGGUACUGUGACAACUGCACUGCAAAUGGUAUGGGAUCUCUUCAUGAGAAUUGUGUAGCGUGUGAGAGGCUGAAUUGCUUCAGGACCGAAUUUAAUCAAGCUGAUGAUGAAAUUGGUUUAUCAACUCAAGAAACAUUCAAUGAUUUUGAAGAGGCAUCAAAUUUCAGCACGAAUAAUGAGGUCCAACUAUCAUCAGAAGGGACUGAAAACAUAUGCAUCUGUAAAAUUUGUGGAAGCUCAGUGGUUACUGGAGAGAAGAUAAAGACAUGUGAUCACUCUGAAUGCCCCGGCAAGUACUACCAUGUGAGAUGUUUGACAAAUAGGCAGUUAAAUUUGUAUGGCCCACGUUGGUACUGCCCUUCUUGUUUAUGCAGAGUUUGCCUCACUGAUAGAGAUGAUGAUAAGAUUGUUUUAUGUGAUGGCUGUGAUCAUGCAUACCACCUUUAUUGCAUGAUUCCACCACGCGUCUCUGUACCAAAAGGGAAAUGGUUUUGCAGACAAUGUGAUUCAAAAAUUCUGAAAUUACGUCGGGUAAGGAGGGCACAUGAGAAAUCAGAAAAUUAUCUGAAAAAGAAAGGAGAUGGGGUUAAAAAGGAAUGUGAAAACCUCAAGAAACUGUACAGGGAGGCUGGAGAAGAAUCAGAUAAAGGUAGAGAAGGGAUGGACAUGCUUGUGACUGCAGCACUAAAGUGUGAAGAUGGCAGCCAAUCGAACGAAGAGUUGAAGAGCACGUGA
Messenger RNA from Dovyalis caffra, 1803 nucleotides. The record is from the annotation of a GenBank genome assembly. NCBI's taxonomy places the organism in Eukaryota, Viridiplantae, Streptophyta, Magnoliopsida, Malpighiales, Salicaceae.